Molecule: messenger RNA, 600 nt
Organism: Neltuma alba
Lineage: Eukaryota; Viridiplantae; Streptophyta; Magnoliopsida; Fabales; Fabaceae
Product: UDP-glucose 4-epimerase GEPI48-like
Exons: 4
Coding region: 40-600 (186 amino acids)
Biological process (GO): monosaccharide metabolic process
Cellular component (GO): cytosol
Molecular function (GO): UDP-glucose 4-epimerase activity
Source: RefSeq, a predicted model, not a curated record
UUCGCUUCAAUCGUACUUCUCUCCUUUAACUGUUUAGUCAUGGAGAUGAAGGUCGUUCUGGUCACUGGUGGAGCCGGUUACAUUGGCUCCCACACCGUUCUCCAGCUCUUGCUCGCCGGUUUUAAGGUCGUCGUCGUCGACAAUCUUAAUAAUUCUUCUGCGGUUGCUAUGCACAGAGUCAGGGAGCUCGCCGGCGAAUUCGGGAGUAAUCUUUCCGUCAACAUGGUAGAUCUUCGGGACAGAGCUGCACUCGAAGAAAUUUUUGCUUCCACACAAUUUGAUGCUGUCAUACAUUUUGCUGGGUUAAAAGCCGUAGGUGAAAGUGUGCAAAAACCAUUGCUUUAUUACAACAACAACUUGAUUGGAACGAUCACCCUCUUGGAAGUCAUGGCUGCCCAUGAAUGCAAGAAGCUUUUGUUCUCAUCUUCAGCAACUGUAUAUGGUUGGCCUAAGCAGGUUCCAUGUACAGAAGAGUCUCCACUAUCUGCAUUGAACCCAUAUGGACGAACCAAGGUACAAAUAGAAUGUUGUUCCUGGUAUUUUUGCUGUAGUAUUGACAAUGGCUUCUUGGCCUUGCACACCAUGUCUCUGAUUUGGUGA